GCUGUUCUGGCGGCCCGAGAGCCCGAACUCCCUCAACGGUCCCCUCCCGGCCCACUCUCGUCCCUAAAUGCUCUCAUAUCCUAUUCCCAGCCCCGUCCAUCGGUCUGCAGUGCUGCAGGAAUGGCAGACUUUGGGAUCUCAGUGGGCCAGUUCGUGGCAGUCAUCUGGGAUAAGUCCUGCCCCGCGGAGGCUCUGAAAGACCUGGUGGAUAAGCUUCAGGCGUUGACUGGCGAUGAGGGCCACGUGUCUAUGGAAAACAUCAACCAGCUGUUGCAGUCUGCCCACAAAGAGUCGAGCUUUGACAUCGUUUUGUCGGGGGUAAUUCCUGGAAGCAGCAUUGUGCACAGCGCUGAGAUUUUGGCUGAGGUGGCCCGGAUCCUUCGGCCCGGGGGAUGUCUUUUUCUGAAAGAGCCAGUAGAGACAGCUGUGGUUAACAACAGCAAGGUGAGGACGGCAUCCAAGCUGUGCUCGGCCCUGACUCUGUCUGGUCUGGUGGAAGUAAAAGAGCUGCAGCGGGAGUCCUUAAGUCCUGAGGAGAUGCAGUCUGUCCAGGAGCACCUGGGGUACCACAGUGACAGCUUGCUCUCUGUGCAGAUCACAGGCAAAAAACCCAACUUUGAAGUGGGUUCUUCUAGUCAACUUAAGCUUUCUAUUGCCAAGAAGUCUUCUCCUUCAGGGAAGCCUGCUGUGGACCCUGCAGCUGCGAAGCUCUGGACCCUCUCAGCCAACGACAUGGAGGAUGACAGCGUGGAGCUCAUUGACUCGGAUGACCUGCUGGACCCGGAAGAUUUGAAGAAGCCGGAUCCAGCUUCCCUGCGGGCUGCCUCCUGUGGGGAAGGGAAGAAGAGGACGGCCUGCAGGAACUGCACUUGUGGCCUUGCAGAAGAACUGGAAAAAGAGAAGUCAAGGGGACAGAUGAGCUCCCAACCCAAGUCAGCUUGUGGAAACUGCUACCUGGGUGAUGCUUUCCGCUGUGCCAGCUGCCCCUACCUUGGGAUGCCAGCCUUCAAACCUGGAGAGAAGGUGCUCCUGAGUGAUAGCAAUCUCAACGAUGCCUGAGAGAGACCCGACGGGACACAUCUGCUCGUCCGGCUGGCUCCUGUCCCUCCAGUCCCACCACUGUGGUUCCUCCUGCAUCCUCUGGAUUCGCUCACUCUCUCUGAAAUCCGUUUGCCAGAGGGUGCUUACAGACAGAGUGACACUGGCCGUGGGGGCAGUGGUGUGCGAUGCUGCUAUGUAUCAGAGACAGGGUGUCACGGGGCCUGGCUACCCUGUGUGGGGGGACCUGUUUCUUCAACUAGUAUUAGGGACAGAGAGCACCCUGAGGAGGCCCGUUCCCGAUGUCGGAUGCUGAGCACAGCGCUCUCUGAGCCCCGACACCCCUGAGCGCUGGCGCUCUGACGGGGAGCCCCACCCCGUGCCCAGCUCAGCAGUAGAGCCGCUGCCGGUCCUCCAGGCUGGUGGUUUCCUCAGUGUGCGGUUCCUGGUGCCGUGAGUCAGGCGUCUCAUGACUCCUCAGGGACCAAAGGAAUCAUUCCUUGGUCGCUGUGAUCAUAUGCAGUGUCCCACCCCCACCCCCUUGCACUGUGUUGUAUCUGUGUCCUGUUGUCAUUUCUGUUCAUUUGCAGUUAUUAAACUCGUGUACUUCUGCAUGUCAGUUGUGAAGAGGGGAUGUGUGUGUGUGUGUGACGCCGACACGGUCAUCCAAGCUCAACUUGGGCCACACAACUUCUGGAGAGACUGAGUCCCACACAGAUGGGGCCAGUCCUCCACUUAGGAUCCGGGCCUCUCUCCAUCUACCUUACAAGAGUCCGGAUUGGUGAGAAUUCAGAGGGAAGCAGGACAGAAAUCCGAAGCAACAAUAAAUCUCUCCGAGCAGGAGACCCUUCCUUCUCGUUGCUGCCCACCCACACAGACUUGGAAUGGAGCUUGCCAAAUAGUUGGAGAGAUUGGGCUUAAGAGACCUAGAUUUUUAUGUUUUACCAAUAAAUAAAAGUGUUCACUGGUAUCCGUCCUUGAAA
Equus caballus (horse) is the source of this 2021-nucleotide messenger RNA. It is a transcript of the gene CIAPIN1, whose product is annotated as cytokine induced apoptosis inhibitor 1. Gene Ontology annotation, molecular function: iron-sulfur cluster binding. Lineage: Eukaryota; Metazoa; Chordata; Mammalia; Perissodactyla; Equidae. Gene Ontology annotation, biological process: iron-sulfur cluster assembly. Gene Ontology annotation, cellular component: cytoplasm. The record is from RefSeq and is a predicted model, not a curated record.